Messenger RNA from Nicotiana tabacum (common tobacco), 1500 nucleotides. NCBI's taxonomy places the organism in Eukaryota, Viridiplantae, Streptophyta, Magnoliopsida, Solanales, Solanaceae. The record is from RefSeq and is a predicted model, not a curated record.
AUGGCAUUCAAAAACAUUAUCAUUCUUUUCUUCUUCCACACAAUUUUCCAAUCUCAACUACACAAUUCCAUAGCAGCAGAAACUUGGAUAAAAGCUGGUUAUUAUCAAGCUAAUGAUAUAUCUUACUCUCCAAAUAUCCAAAGCAUCAAUUCAACUCUUUACACUCACCUCAUCUAUGGCUUUGCUAAUAUUGACUUCAAUACAUCAACAGACCAAAUGAUUGUCUCAAUAUCAGAUGAUGAACAAUUGAAAAACUUCAAUAACAUAGUCAAGAAAAAGAAUCCAUCUCUUAAGACUCUCUUAUCAAUUGGUGGAAAAGACCAAUCUUCUUAUGACUCAGGUAUUUACUUAUUAAUGUCAAGUACCUAUUUUUCUGGAAGAAAAUUCUUUAUUGAAUCUUCCAUCAAAAUCGCUCGUCUUUACGGAUUUGAUGGACUAGAUUUUUGUUGGAUUUCACCUAGUUCGUCACAAGAAAUGACGAAUUUGGGUACCCUUUUGGAUGAUUGGAGAAUUGCUAUUGAUUUCGAGUCCAAAAACUCGAAAAAAUCACAACUUUUAUUGACCAUGGCUGUUCAAUACACACCCUGGAUUCAAGAUUUGAGUUUCCCAAUUGAGUCAAUGAGGAAAUAUUUGGAUUGGGUACAUGUUUUUGCCUUUGAUUAUUAUAAUCCAGAGUCAACAAAUAAUACAUCUCCAGUUGCAGCAUUAUACGAUUCGAAUAGUGAUUUGAACACUGAUUAUGGUAUAAAUGCAUGGAUUAAAUCAGGUUUUCCAACUCAAAAACUUGUUUUGGGAUUUCCCUUUUAUGGUUAUGUAUGGACAUUGGCUAGUCCUAAAGAUAAUAAAAUUGGCGCGACAGGAACAGGACCAGGGCCUAAAGAUUAUUCGUUUGGUGCUGAAGCUGAAAAUGAGCCGUUUUCGAGUAUAAGUAGUUGGUUAAGAUUCAAUGAUAUUAAGAGAGGUAUGAUAAAAUAUCGAGCUAAUAAUGCAUCGUAUAAUGCAACUUAUGUGAUGAAUUAUGUCUCUGUUGAGACAAGUUGGGUUGGUUUUGAUGAUGUUGAGGCAGUGAAAACCAAAGUUGCAUAUGCAAAAGAGAAGCAUUUGAGAGGCUAUGUGGCAUGGCAAGUCUCAUAUGAUUGGAAUUCUGCACUUUCUCAGGCUGCUGCAGGAGAAGUUGAAGAUAUCCAAGAAGGAGUAAUUGAUCAACCAGGAAUGCACAAGAAGAAAAAAUUCAAUCGAGUGAUUUUCAUUUUGAUUCCAGUUGGAGCAGUAUUGAUCUUGUUGUUGCUUGUCUUUACACUGUGGUGUCUUAGAAGGAGACGACUAUUGAAGUUCCAAGGAAGAAUUCCAAGGAACAAAAUUGGAAGCAAAAAUGAAGAUAGAAGAGGUGGAGAGAGCAGCAGCUUGCAUGUAUUCACUUUUGAAGAGAUGAAGGCAGCCACAAAUAAUUUUUCAGCUGACAAUGAGCUUGGCCGAGGUGGAUAUGGACCUGUUUACAAG